Messenger RNA from Gavialis gangeticus (Gharial), 578 nucleotides. It is a transcript of the gene COQ7, whose product is annotated as coenzyme Q7, hydroxylase. Gene Ontology annotation, biological process: determination of adult lifespan; regulation of gene expression; regulation of reactive oxygen species metabolic process. Gene Ontology annotation, molecular function: 3-demethoxyubiquinol 3-hydroxylase activity. The transcript is spliced from 5 exons. The coding region runs from base 92 to 535 and encodes 147 amino acids. Gene Ontology annotation, cellular component: nucleus; mitochondrial inner membrane. The record is from RefSeq and is a predicted model, not a curated record. Lineage: Eukaryota; Metazoa; Chordata; Crocodylia; Gavialidae.
CUCGGGCGGGCUGAGCAAGCCGCUGCUGGACCGCAUCGUGCGGGUGGACCACGCGGGGGAGUUCGGGGCCACCCGCAUCUACGCGGGACAGAUGGCCGUGCUGCGCCGGACGGCGGUGGCGCCCCUUAUCCAGCACAUGUGGAAUCAAGAAAAGGAGCACCUGAAGAAGUUUAAUGAGUUAAUGGUUGCCUAUAGAGUUCGACCCACUGUUUUAUUGCCAUUUUGGAAUAUUGCUGGGUUUGCUUUAGGUGCUGGAACAGCUUUACUUGGAAAAGAAAGUGCCAUGGCCUGUACUGUGGCAGUGGAAGAGAGCAUAUCCCAUCAUUAUAAUAAUCAAAUCAGGAAACUAAUGGAGGAGGAUCCAGAAAAAUACAAAGAAUUAUUACUGAUUAUAAAACAGUUCCGGGAUGAAGAGCUAGAACAUCAUGACAUGGGGCUUGACCACAAUGCAGAAUUGGCACCGGCUUAUUCACUUUUAAAGAUUGCUAUACAAGUUGGAUGUAGAGCUGCAAUAUUUUUAUCAGAAAGAAUUUAGUGCUCUUUUUUGAAGAAGAUGGUAAUAAAUCAAGACAAAACCA